UCUGCUCCCGUGACUCGGGAGCUUCCUCAAACUUUCCUUCUGUAAUAAACAUUUGGUUUUCUUUUCAGCGCCUUGCCACAGAUCCCGUUUCUCUAUGCUGUUCCAGCGUUAGCCUUCUUCUUUAGAUGUCCUUCGACCUGUUCUUUUUUGUUUCACAAUGAAGCUGGAGGUCUUUCUUUUACUCCAUGCGGCUGCGACCUUCGCGUCUUGUCAAAAGUUAACGGCAGCCACGGUGUACUGGGACGCCGAGCACAAGCUGGUUUUGUUGAAAGAGGGAGUUCUGGAGACAGAAGGGGACGCUUACGGCUACCUGAACAACACCUUGUCCACCUCCGGCUGGAGCAUCCUGGAGAUCCGUGCCGGAUAUGGGAAGACCCCAGAAACCGAUGACAUCAUCUUUUUUUUGGCCGGAUACCUGGAGGGUUUCCUCACGGCUCAACAGAUGAUGGACCACUACACCAACAUGUACCCCCAGCUGAUCAAAGACUCGAAGGUCCUGGAGCCAGUGAAGACCUUCAUGGAGAAGCAGGACUCUUGGGUCAGGCAGCAGGUGAAGCUCAAUCAGGACUCGGAUCCUCUGUGGAAACACGCCGGCUUCAUCGUGGCUCAAAUAGACGGACUGCAAGCAGGCGUGGCGGCCUGGGCCAAGAAGCAAGGGAAGAAACCGCUGUCGCUGUUUGACGUGCAGUUUCUAAACGCAGUCGGAGACCUGCUGGAUCUGAUCCCAGCCUUGGUCCCUGGCUCCAAACCUCUGCUGCGGGACUUUAAACUGCCAGGGAUGGGGCACUGCUCUGCACUCAUUAAGAUGCUGCCAGGCUUUGAGAACCUCCUGUUUGCUCAUUCCAGCUGGUACACAUUCGCUGCCACCAUGCGAAUCUACAAACACUGGGAUUUCCACAUCUCUGAGCCUCACACAGCCACUGGAAAACUCUCCUUCAGCAGCUACCCCGGUUUCCUGGUGUCUCUAGACGAUUUCUACCUUCUUGGCAGUGGUCUGAUGAUGACCCAGACGACCAACAACGUCUUUAAUACUUCUCUGUUUGACGCCGUCACUCCUGAAAGCCUGCUGGCCUGGCAGAGGGUCCGGCUCGCCCACAGUUUGGCCCAAACAGGAGAGGAAUGGGCCAAAACCUUCUCCAAGUACAACUCUGGAACUUACAACAACCAGUACAUGGUGCUGGACAGGAGCAAAGUGAAGCUGGGCCAGAUCCUGGACGACGGCGCUCUGACUGUGGUGGAGCAGAUCCCCAGCUUGGUGGAGUAUUCGGACCAGACCCAGGCUCUGCGCAGAGGGUACUGGCCGUCCUACAACAUCCCCUUCCACAGGAGCAUCUACACUCUCAGUGGUUAUACUGAAAUGUGGAAAGAGUACGGAGACGACUUCUCUUACGAUUUGUGUCCCAGAGCCAAGAUCUUCCGCCGCGACCAGGCCACCGUCAAAGAUCUGGACUCCUUGAAGCACAUCAUGAGAUUUAAUGACUAUAAGAAAGAUCCUUACUCCAAGGGCGACCCCUGCAAGAGCAUCUGCUGCCGGAAUGACCUUAAAUCUCAGAAGCCUUCACCAAAUGGGUGCUAUGAUUCUAAGGUGACAGAUUUCUUCAUGGCGGGAGAUUUCAUGGCGGAGGCGGUGAACGGCCCGACGACCCAGGAUGGACUCCCACCAUUUUCCUGGGACAAAUACAGCAGCAUCAGCCACCAGGGCCUGCCGCAGUUCUACAACUUCACCUUUGUGAAGAUGAAGCCGCUUCUGUUCAAACCAUGAUGAGCUGUCAGGCUCACGAGGAUAACCUGACCCAAUCCGACUGGAGUCAAACUUGAAUCGAAUUUGAUUUUGUGAAUGACAUGCCUGUCUUUAAGACUGUCACUAAAGGCUCAGAUGCACUGCCUCUGUUUAAGAGAUGCUGCAUGUGUAAACGGUUCUGAUCCAUCUAUUGGUCCAGACCGCUUUCCAUUCAGCUGUCCCUUCAUGUGGCAUUUUAUUUUGAAAAGGAAGCAGAAUCUGUCAGGACUGUUUCCUUUAUUCCCAUCUUUCCCUUAAAGACUUCUUGUUUCCAUCCUGUUGAAGCAGAGGACUGCAGUGGAGGACAGUGGACAGUGUUCUGGGCUGAAGUCGAUUUUAAUAACGGAAUCAAAGCACUUGACGAUUUUUAUUCCAAAUAAUAUCUGUUUUUAACACAUAAAUUCUCUCUUUUUUUUUUUUUUUUA
This is a messenger RNA of Oryzias melastigma (Indian medaka), 2205 nucleotides long. It is a transcript of the gene plbd1a, whose product is annotated as phospholipase B domain containing 1. The coding region runs from base 158 to 1762 and encodes 534 amino acids. Gene Ontology annotation, cellular component: extracellular region. The transcript has 11 exons. Gene Ontology annotation, molecular function: glycerophospholipase activity. Lineage: Eukaryota; Metazoa; Chordata; Actinopteri; Beloniformes; Adrianichthyidae. Gene Ontology annotation, biological process: phospholipid catabolic process. The record is from RefSeq and is a predicted model, not a curated record.